CAGCAAUCCACUCACUCGUUAUUUGUCGCGGACCCGCUGCUUACACUCUUUUCAACCGUCACUCAUUACCACUAGACCAUUAGACACCAUGAAACUCGGACUCACCCUCCUCGCCGCCCUCGCGGGUCUCACCGUCGCCGAGGAGAUCGUCUCCAUGCUCCUGUGGGCCGUCGAUCGUGAUCAAGACUACGAGGCGUCGAUCGUGGGCAAUGACGCAACCGCAACAACCUACAGCCUCGCCUGCCCCACCUCGGUGCGUGGGUCGGCCUGCUCCAUCGGCCAGGCGGGGAUCACCGCGGAGAUCGUGGACCAGAGCACCUAUGCGUGGUGGCGUCGGCAAUACUCCACUACCUGGGCGUGUACCGCAGAUGGCACGACGGAGGGCGUCUGCCACCGCACGCUGAGCGGCGAAGACCAGGGGAUCGAUAUCUACUUCACCAACUUCCUGGCGGCUACCGUUACCGGUGGGGCUGUUACCGGUGGGGGUGGGGGUUCGGAGACAGCGAGCGCGACGGGCACUACCUCGGCGCAUGCGAGCCUGGCAACGGAGACGGCGAGCGCGUCCCAGGAAUCGUCCAGUUCCACUAUCACGGCGGGUCCUACGGCUACUGCCAGUGCCGCUCAGGAGGACGGUAAUGCCACGGUGACCGGGACUUCAACUGGGGGCGUUCCGCGAAGGACUGGGGCGGCGGGGUUGGUCUUUGGGGGCGCGGCGGUUGCGCUGUUGGGGGCUGUUCUGUGAGAACAAAACUCUGCAAUAUUUACCUGGCUACCUAUGGGGAAUUACUACAGAUUAAAGACACUGAUCUAGAUGGAAAGUAGAUCAAGAAUUUUCCAGUACGUGUAAAGGUAGUGGCUG
Aspergillus japonicus CBS 114.51 is the source of this 859-nucleotide messenger RNA. RefSeq lists its product as uncharacterized. NCBI's taxonomy places the organism in Eukaryota, Fungi, Ascomycota, Eurotiomycetes, Eurotiales, Aspergillaceae. Bases 89 to 742 code for a protein of 217 amino acids. The transcript has 3 exons. The record is from RefSeq and is a predicted model, not a curated record.